AUGAGCGAAGAACCUGACUCGCUGCCGACACUUUCGGUACCGGACCAACAGCCUAAAGGCUUGGACAUCCUGCCAACGUCACUGGUGAACCUGACCACCCCACUUGCAGGCGGAAAUUCCUCACCAUUGGAUGCCGAGGCCCUUCUGAAACUUCACGAUCCUAAACUGUUGAAACUAUUACGUCAGUUUGGCGGAUUCGAUUUCUUGUGUCACAAUGUUCUUCACCUGGACCCAGUUCGAGGUUUAGACGAUUCAAACGAGGCUGAUAUGAGAUGGCGUCAAGAAACAUUUGGUAAAAAUCGUCUUCCUCAACGACUGGUCAAGAACUUUUUCCAACUUUGUUGGGAUGCCAUGAAAGACAAAGUUCUUAUAUUAUUGUGUAUUGCCGCCAUCGUGUCGUUAGCCUUGGGAUUAUACGAGACGUUUGGUGCACCCCCCGAACUCGAUGACGAAGGUAUACCAUUGCCCCGUGUUGAUUGGGUCGAAGGUGUGGCCAUUCUUGUGGCCGUUGUAAUUGUUGUUGUGGUUGGUGCUGCCAACGACUACCAAAAAGAACGUCAAUUUGCUAAACUCAACGCUAAAAAGGAAGAUCGUGAAAUCAUUGUCAUUCGCAAUGGCGCUCAAAAGAUGAUUUCCAUUUUUGAUCUAGAAGUUGGGGAUGUGCUCAACGUUCAAACUGGUGAUGUCAUUCCUGCUGAUGCAAUCUUGAUUGAUGGUGCCGUCGAGUGCGAUGAAUCGGCUCUUACUGGUGAAUCUGACACAAUCAAUAAAGUUCCCGUUGUUGAAGCUGUUAGAGCAUACGACUUACUUGACACCCUGGAGGAUGUUGGUCUGCACCUAGUGUCAAUCAGUGAUCCCUACUUGAUUUCAGGGUCUACCGUUCUUUCGGGGUUGGGGAAUGCCAUGGUGACCGCCGUUGGAGUUCAGUCUUUACAUGGUCGAACCAUGAUGAACCUCAGCGAGGAGCCGGAAGUAACUCCAUUACAAGCUCGCUUAGAUGGUCUUGCUGAGGGUAUUUCUAAGUACGGUAUGCUUGUGGCGCUUAUUUUAUUCAUCAUUUUGUUUAUUCGGUUUUGCGUCCGUAUCGCUCCUGGAGGAAGAGAUCACCAUCAUCCUUCGUCCGAGAAAGGCCGGCUUUUCAUGGACAUUUUGAUUACUGCAAUCACUAUUGUUGUCGUGGCAGUACCCGAAGGUUUGCCUCUUGCCGUCACCUUAGCUUUAGCAUUCGCUACUACGCGUAUGGCACAGAAUGGUAAUCUUGUUCGUGUACUCAAAUCAUGUGAAACAAUGGGACUGGCUACUGCAGUUUGUUCUGACAAAACGGGUACCUUAACUGAGAAUCGCAUGACGGUAGUCACUGGCUUCAUCGGCAUGACGGGCGACAUUCCAUUGGAAUUUUCUGAUGUAAGUCUCAGUGCACUGAGUGCUCCCGCUGAUUAUGCUCUGCUGGAGCAGGUCAUUUCGAAUAUCUCGAACGAGCAAAAAGACUAUGUUUGCACCAACAUCACGAUCAAUUCUACUGCGUUCGAAAAUGUUGAUUACGAUCAAGCGGAGGCAGAAAAGGCCCGCGCCAAACCCAAGCACGUACCCAUUUGGAAGCAGUUGUUGUUGAGUCAAAAGCCGGAAAUGUCGCAGUUAGGAAGUCGGACGGAGCCUUACUUUGGCAACAAGACGGAGCUGGCACUUCUUGGUUGGGCCAAGAGCAAGUUCCAUUGGUAUGACGACGCUAGUUUGGAAACCCGGCGUCUGGAUGAUCUACAACUGGUCGUGCAAGUGAUUCCUUUCGAGUCACUGCGUAAAUGGGCCGGUGUGGUGCUUAAGGUACCGAAUGGCUAUCGUUUGUACAUUAAGGGAGCUGCUGAGAUAAUUUUCAAGUUUUGCGGACACACUUACAAUAAUGAAGGAAAGCUUCGCGACUUGCUGCGCGAGGAUCGUGAUGAGUGCUUGCAAAGGAUUGAUACUUAUGCUCUGGAAGCUCUCAGAACAAUGGCCUUAGCCCAUUGCGAUUACACUGACAUUGUCCUGUGGCCUCCUAAAGAACUCGUCAAUCCCGAUCAUCCGGAAGAAGCAAACCCAGAUGCUUUGUUGAAGUUAGCCUAUGGCAAUUCCCUGGAAACUGGCUCCAAAUUGUUAGUGCUUGACGCUCUCGUUGGUAUUCAAGACCCUUUGAAGGAGGGGGUUGCUGAGUCUGUUUUGCAAUGCAAACGCGCUGGCGUGUCUGUGACUAUGGUCACGGGUGACAAUUUGAACACAGCCAAGGCCAUUUCCAAAAACUGCCAUAUUUUAACUCCUGAUGAUUUGACGAAUGAGUAUGCAGCUAUGGAAGGGCCAAAGUUCCGUGCAUUGCUGAUUGAGGAACGCAAGAAAAUCGUUCCUCAUUUGCGAGUUUUGGCGCGUUCUCUGCCUGAAGACAAACGUAUCUUGGUUGAUACCAAGAAAAAGCUUGGUGAAGUCGUUGCUGUGACGGGUGACGGGACAAAUGACGCCCCAGCUUUAAGAUUGGCUGAUGUGGGGUUCCUGAUGGGUAUCUCUGGUACCGAAGUUGCCCGCGAAGCCUCGGAUAUUAUCUUGAUGACUGAUGACUUCUCUGACAUCGUUCAAGCUAUCAAGUGGGGUCGUACAGUUGCCGUUUCUAUCAAAAAGUUUAUUCAGUUCCAGCUCACCGUCAACGUCACAGCAUGUGUGCUUACGUUUGUGUCAGCAGUGUCUAAUUCUGAGGGUAAGCCUGUGUUGACUGCAGUGCAGUUGUUGUGGGUGAAUUUGAUUAUGGACACGCUCGCUGCUCUAGCUCUUGCUACUGACAAACCUGAUGAAAAUUUCUUGAAUCAGAAACCUGCGGGUCGACACGCACCCUUGAUCUCGACCCUGAUGUGGAAGAUGAUCAUUGGUCAGGCGAUUGCUCAGCUUGCUGUUACUUUCACUUUGUACUUUGCUGGUCCUCAGUUGUUUUUCUCAGAUCACUACCAUCAUUUAAGCAACAAAGAGAAAAAGCAACUUCACGCCAUGACUUUCAACACCUUUGUGUGGCUUCAGUUGUGGAAGCUUGUGGUCACCCGAAAGCUUGACGAAUGCGCUGAUGUGCGUACCAUUCGUGGACGCAUAAAUCGUGAAAAUUUAGACUUUUUCCAGCAUUUAUUCCGCAACUGGUAUUUCAUUGCCAUUUUCGCUAUUAUCUCUGGUAUUCAAGUCCUCAUUAUGUUUGUUGGGGGUGCUGCUUUUUCGAUUACGCGUCAGACAGGUGGCCAGUGGGCUACUGCUAUUCUUUGUGGCUUAAUUUCUAUUCCUGUUGGGUGGCUUAUUCGUAUCAUCCCCAAUUGGUGGGUCGAAAAAAUAUUCCCUACCAAAUAUUUCAACAAGCUAAUCUAUGUGGUCGGAUUUGGCUGGUUGAAACGCAAGAAGAAGCACGACCCUGAGUUUGAAGGACCCGUCGCUAAAGAAGUCGCCCAAGCUGAAAAAAUCAUGGGAGAAUAA
Messenger RNA from Diutina rugosa, 3471 nucleotides. It is a transcript of the gene PMC1, whose product is annotated as calcium-transporting ATPase. The record is from RefSeq and is a predicted model, not a curated record. NCBI's taxonomy places the organism in Eukaryota, Fungi, Ascomycota, Pichiomycetes, Serinales, Debaryomycetaceae. Bases 1 to 3471 code for a protein of 1156 amino acids. Gene Ontology annotation, biological process: intracellular calcium ion homeostasis. The transcript has a single exon. Gene Ontology annotation, molecular function: P-type calcium transporter activity; ATP binding; ATP hydrolysis activity. Gene Ontology annotation, cellular component: membrane; intracellular membrane-bounded organelle.